Messenger RNA from Sarcophilus harrisii (Tasmanian devil), 1957 nucleotides. It is a transcript of the gene SMCO2, whose product is annotated as single-pass membrane protein with coiled-coil domains 2. Bases 524 to 1897 code for a protein of 457 amino acids. The record is from RefSeq and is a predicted model, not a curated record. The transcript has 13 exons. NCBI's taxonomy places the organism in Eukaryota, Metazoa, Chordata, Mammalia, Dasyuromorphia, Dasyuridae.
CCCAGAUUUGCGGGGAAAAUAAAUGGCUCUAUUUGUGCUUCUACUGUUGGAAACAAUGUGAACUAGCAGCAAAAAAAUUUCCCAGAUUUAACAGAUUUCAAGCAGAAAUUUACCACAUCCUCUGGAAUGUCUUUGUGAUAAGAGAUGUUUAUCCUCCACAGAAUGUGAUAGUGUAUUUCUGGUUUAGAGAUUGGCUGCUCUGCCCCACCCUGUCUAUUGUGACAAACUACUUCUGAUUGUUGAUUGGUUACAACAAAUCCCUGAAUAUAAUUUAGUUCAUCACUUAGUGGUUACUAUCCUCCUAUUUUGGCCAGCAAGCUGAUCUUGAAACUGCAAUUAUUAGGUGCUCUGGACUAAAGUGAAUUCCCCCCAAAAUACAGUUGAUAAAUAUUUACCAGCCCAUCACUGGAACAGGGCCAACAGUGGAGAAGUAUCUCCCUUAAGAAACAAACAGAAGAGGUGGAAAAGUGAGGAGAAUCAAGAGCAAAAUUUAGAGCUGUGGCUAGUCUAAGCACUUCCUCAAAUGGAGAUUUUUAGCCAGAACUCAGCAAUUGGAGAAAGAAUCCAGAUGAAGGAGUGGAGGUAUCUCCUGGGUGAGAAGGAAGCUAAAAAAGAAGUGGAAAAGUCCAGAGAAUCAAUAGCAGAGUCAGGAGAAAAGACUGAAGAUUUAUUUUUCAAGCUGAGGAAUCUUAAUGAAAUGAUGAUACUACAAAUGAAAAUAGUUGGAGAUGAACUCCAACAAUGGACUGAGAAAAAUAACAACUUUAUCAAAAAAAUCUAUUCAGCAGAAUAUACAAUGCAGGGUUUAUUAAGAGAAAUGACCAAAAUAGACUACCUUAUAGAAAAAUCAGACAAUGAGGAUGGAAGUCUGUCUGGAAAUGAACAUCAAAAACUGGGGGCCAAAAAAUGGAGGGAAAUGGAGACAAAAGAAUAUCCUGCCCUGGACAGUAUCCUCAAAGAAUCUGCAUUUAAUAAUACUUUUACUGAAGCUCAAGAAUUUAAGACCAAACUUCUUCAAAGAAUAGAGGAAAUGAUGGGGAUGAAUGCUCAGAAGGAUGAGUAUCAAUCAAAUGAACAAAAAAGGCAAAAAUCAAAUAAUGCUAGACCUCAGGACCCAGAUCCUUUACUACCUGCAUCAUCUUUGUUCCUAUCAAAGAACACUCUCUGUUAUAAUCAGGACCAGAUUGAAGAGACUAUGUUCUACAAACUAAAUUAUUGGAAUUCAAGGAUGUUUCUUCAAGUUAAAGAACUUGGAAUUGAUCACAAAGACUGGAUUGAAAAAAAUGACAUAAUUGUCCAAAAAAUAAAUGCAACAGAAGAAGCAGUAAAAAAUUUAUUAAAUGAAGUGAUUGAAAUGGAAAACCAAAUGGAACAGCUAGAGUCAAAUCAAUACCUUGAAAUUGAAGAAGAGUUAAGCAAACAGGAGAAGAUCACGAUGAUAAAAAGACAGUUAGAAGAAAUGAACAGCAAGUUUAUUCAGGUGAAUGCUUGUAAUGAAGCUCAGGAGCUAAAGAGGAAAUUAAUUGUCAGAAUAGAGAACUUUUACAAGGACAUGAUUAUGAUGAAUCGAGAAGUGGAGAAAUACCAGUUGAGACAAGAAGAAACAGAGGCUGAAAUGAUUAAAAUGAAAGAUAUGAAGCCGCUCUUUUCUCAAACAUCAUGUUUAGGGACAAAUAUUUCAUCCUGCUCUAUAAAAUUGAAACUUACAUUGUGGACUUUUGUCUUUAUUUAUGUCUUCAUCAUCUUUGGAUUUUCAUGUUACGUGUUUUUUAUUGAUCCUACAUUUAUUUUUGAAACUAUGCUCCCUAGGAUUCUUGGGCGCCGAAGAAUGUGGGAACUGAAAGAACUCAUUGCUCCCUUCUUGAAUUUGGAAGUAGAUGACUUGUUGCCUUCUUAAAGAUAAAGUAUAUGUCAUUAGCCUAUUAACUUUUUCCCAUUAAAAUUCUGGCUAUUAUUA